Messenger RNA from Ostrinia nubilalis (European corn borer), 2640 nucleotides. RefSeq names its product atrial natriuretic peptide receptor 2-like. The record is from RefSeq and is a predicted model, not a curated record. Gene Ontology annotation, cellular component: plasma membrane. Gene Ontology annotation, biological process: cGMP biosynthetic process; receptor guanylyl cyclase signaling pathway; intracellular signal transduction. The transcript is spliced from 7 exons. NCBI's taxonomy places the organism in Eukaryota, Metazoa, Arthropoda, Insecta, Lepidoptera, Crambidae. Gene Ontology annotation, molecular function: peptide receptor activity; guanylate cyclase activity; adenylate cyclase activity. The coding region runs from base 1 to 1494 and encodes 497 amino acids.
AUGUCCCUGGUCCCGCCAGGGGGAGCGGACUCGCCGAGUCCUCGGCGGGCCGUCAGCCCUCUGUUGGAGAUGCGACGGCCACAUUGCACCCUGGCCUGCGACUACUGUGCUGCUAUACUAGAGGACAAGUUUAAACGCAGUGCAGAGAUGCGCAACCGCGGCACGUCCCCGCUCUCGGCGUCGCCACGACAGUCCCUCACGGGGGAACCUCCCUGGACCCUCCCAGAUGACGACCGGCCUGACUUCUCCGCACUCAAGGAAAACAUACACAAGAUCAACAAGGACUGCGAGACAUCAACCCGUCUGGACAUGUUGCUGACCCAGGUAGAGCAGUACGCGAACAAUCUAGAGGCUUUGGUUGAGGAGCGCACCUCCGACUACCUCGAGGAGAAGAGGAAAUGUGAGGAGUUACUGUACCAGUUGUUGCCCAAGUCAGUGGCCUCCCAGCUCAUCAUGGGCCAGCCAGUCAUGGCGGAGACGUAUGACCAGGUCACCAUCUACUUCAGCGACAUCAUCGGCUUCACACAGCUGUCAGCUGAGUCCACGCCAUUGGAGGUCGUCGACCUGUUGAAUGACCUCUACACCAGCUUCGACUCGAUCAUUGAGAACUUUGACGUUUAUAAGGUGGAGACAAUUGGCGACGCGUACAUGGUGGUGUCAGGGCUCCCGAUGCGCAAUGGUAACCGCCACGCGGCGGAGAUCGCGCGCAUGUCACUUGCUCUGCUGAAUGCUGUAAGGGUGAAGACAGUGCCACACCGGCCUGGCGAGCGGCUGCUGCUUAGGAUUGGGAUGCACACGGGUCCGUGUGUAGCUGGUGUAGUUGGUCUGAAGAUGCCACGCUACUGCCUGUUCGGGGACACGGUGAACACAGCCUCCAGGAUGGAGUCCCAUGGAGAGGCGCUGAAGAUUCACGUCAGCCCGAAGACCAAGGAGGUUCUGGACCUAUACGACUGCUUUGAGUUGGAGUGCCGUGGAGAGAUCACCAUGAAGGGAAAAGGAAAAAUGACAACAUACUGGCUCAUCGGAGAGAAACCAAUCAACUCCGAAUACACAUAUGAAAAGACCAACCACGUUCAAAACGUGGUCGUCAGCAACCCCAGCAUCACAUUCCAAGGUCCUGACAGCCCUGCCUCUCACUCCCUCACCCAAAGCCACAGCCCUGAACGGACCAACGACAAAGAAACCAGCAACCACAGGCCUCUCGAAAUACAAAGCGAGAGAGAUCGCAUCAAACAUGAAAUAGCUACUUUCGUCGCUAAGGACCUCAUCAACAACAUUGAUAAUGCUGUCAGGGAAUUCAGGAAGUCACAAAGUGCAAAUUUCCCUGUCAAACCACUCUGCAAUGGUAAUGACAAAGGCCUAAUUACACCGACUUACGACAAGGAAUUAGUCAUAAGCAAAGGAAAAGUGCGAGACGUCGUGAACAGAUUCAACAGUUGCGUCAUUAAUGACAGCCCCAACAAAAGCAAGAAAGUCAUGAAGGUUGAAGACUGAAGGAUUUAUAUCGGUCUAAUGUUUGACGCCAGGUUAAGGUGUAUUCACAUUGCUACGGGGCGUACGCGGGGCGUCCACGCUCAAACAUUUUUUUUUUACAAACAGAGCGUCCUCGGGUUUGAACAACAAGAAUAAAAUAAGAAUAAAACACGUACAUUUAUUAGGAACAGGCGCACGCCCCGUACCAUCGGAAUAUAACUUUUGUCGUGAAAGUUUUAUUGAUGUUACUGGUUUUGUGCCAAGCACAAGGAUUUUAUUUCUUAAUCUAGUCACUACUUUUAAGAUUUAUUUAUUUUUAAUAUAGUUUAUAGUGGGUGACCAAGUACCCUCCGAAUUUUAUAGGUAAGACUCCAUGUUUAAAUACUCGUAGAUAUAGAAAACGUGAUCGCAGAAGCGAUUUAUUUGAAAGAUGUAGUGAGAUGUGUGUAUAUAAGAACAAUAUAGGGAGAAUUAUUGUAUUAUACACUUAGUCCCUGUAGUAUUUUUACUGACCUUUUAUACUUCGGUACCUUUCUAACCUGUCUAUACGUAGUUAGAGUACAUAGUGAUAUACCUUAAAAUACUCAUGUUUUAUAAAAUAAAACUGUUUUUAACAAUCGAGUUUAAAACGUAGCUGUUUUAAAUUAUUUUAUAAAACGUUAUUAUAUCUUUGGCAUGAGAAUUUUAAUGAUUUCAAUGUUUCAUGUUUAUAACACUUAUGCUAUUAAGUAUAAUUGAGCAAAUUAUAGGAAAACAGAAUCUAAUAGUGAUAAUCUUUGUAUACUUUGGAAUUAUACGGGUAUUUUGAUGUGCGGUGUUGCAUUUCUUUCUAAAGUUUUAAACAUUAAGCUAUUAUUCACUAAACUAAUAAUAGUCGAAUGGAAAUUGCAUGUGAUAAAAGUCCUAAGAAUGUCAGUAUUUAUGAUCGGUUAAAGGUCCACUGUUUUGUCUAGUGGGAAUGCACCUUUAUCGUGAACAGUGUGGAUCUCUUCUUUUAUUGUUAUAGUUAUGAAUUAUUAAUAUUUUAUGGAUGCUUUGCAUCCACUGAAGUGAAUUAGUUAUGUCGGAGUAUGACGAAUACUAAAUACUGAAAAACAAAGUUGCAAAUCUUUUUAUGAGAGUCCCUCCACUGCAAAACUUAUGUUUCAACGAACCUAUUUUAUUGUU